AUGGUGAUCGGAGAUGUGCGCUUCCCAGACAAACGACGACGAACCGCACUCGCUACGUCCCGCUCGCACCCACACGUGGUCCAAGCAAGAUGCGACAAACUGCCCCUCCACAAUCGCCUCGCGUGUUAUCUCCCCGCUGGAGCGCCCGUGCAUAUAGUGACAGGAUCAGCAGGUUGUCAAGAGGGCCGGGACCACUUUUUAAAUACAGAGCCUAGAUGGUCAGCAUUCAGGUCUCAAGACUUCGGCUACACCAAAUUGAAGGUUUACAACAAAACUCAUGCCUACAUGGAACAGGUGUCAGUGGACCUGGAAGGUGAAAUCAUCGAUUCGUUUUGGAUGACCAAAGACAAACCACGACCAGCAUUCGCCGAGUUAUAA
This is a messenger RNA of Arctia plantaginis, 378 nucleotides long. The record is from the annotation of a GenBank genome assembly. NCBI's taxonomy places the organism in Eukaryota, Metazoa, Arthropoda, Insecta, Lepidoptera, Erebidae.